AUGGCAGACCAGUCCAACGUUCACGAAGAAGAAAACCCUCUCAGGGGAAAUAACAUCAACGCCCAAACAGGGCAAACGGGAGGAACUCCUAGAGAAAACACCGGAACUGCUGCCGAGCAAACUCCCGCAGCCGUAACCGACCUGUUACUCCAAAUGUUCACUGCUCAGUUCGAAGCCAUCAACAAAAGGAGCGAGGAAUGUUUCAGUCAGAUGGCGGCACAGAUCGCCGAACUCAGUCAGACACGAACUCCUCUCCGAGUUCGAAACAUCAUUGACGAUCUCAAUGCCGACGGAGAUCCAACCGGAACUAUGAGGUCUGCCGCGGUCGGGUCAGCAAACCCACCAGCACCGGAUUUAAGCCGAGACGCCGAGUUUGAAGCGAUGAAAGCGCAGCUUCGCGAUAUCACCUCAAAAAUACAUCAAGCCACAAGCGCGGCUCCGGAGAUCGAGCGUGUCAUUCAGGAAACACAGAAGACUCCUUUCACAUCGCGCAUCGCAGGGACGCCGGUCAAGCACAUGGAGAAACUGAAGAUGAAAAUCUACGAGGGCAACUCUGACCCUCGACACUUCCUGACAUCGUUCGGCAUCUGCAUGAACCGAUACCAGUUUAAGUCUGCCGAAGAAAGAGACGCGGUUCAGUGCCAACUAUUUGUAGAAAGUCUGGGAGGAGUAGCUCUCGACUGGUUCUCACGGCUCGAAGCCAAAUCAAUCGACAGCUACAAAGAGUUAACGACAGCCUUCGUCAAGCACUUCUCUAUGUUCAUUGGACAGAAUACCAAGAACUCCGAGCUCUGGCAAAUAGCUCAAGGACCAAGCGAGAGCCUUCGCGACUUCAUCCAGCGCUUCAAGGCAAUCGUCGCCAACUGCACGAUUAGCGACGAAGCCGCUCUCUUAUGCCUUCAAAAAGGAGCUCGGAUAAAGACCAGUUUCCGAAGCGCGAUCACGCACAACCCACCACAGACGUUAGAAGAUGCGUUACACCGAGCUAAUACUUACAUUGCUGAAGAAGAAGAAGAAGCUGCGUAUGAGCAAAGUCACUCAACAAAACAACCCGAACGUCUGAAACCCGCGACUAACGAGCCACAGCCGGGAUACGGUCGAGGAUACGAGAACCGCAAGAGACUUUAUGCUAACGCAAUUCAACAACCAAGCAAGCAGUGGAAUAAUAAAUGGGUCCGCAGUGAAGAAGACCAAGACGAGUCGUUAUUCUGCGAAUUCCAUAACCGUAGGGGCCACAUCACCGAAGAAUGCAAGCAUUUGCGAGAAUAUCUACUCGGCCUGUAUCGUAAGGAGCCGAUCUCGGUCGACGAACUCCGACGCUCAAAUACGCCCAAGAGCGGUGGGCAACUCUCGAUGCCUCGACCGAACAACGAACAUCUCGAGAAAGCACUUGCCAAAGAUCCACCAACUCCACCGGCUUUACCGACACUACCACCACCGCCACCGAAUCCGCCUGCUUUGCCCGAGCAACAGAAACGGAAUCGCGAUGACCGAGCUCCGGAGAAUCAUGCUCCUAAGGCGCGAAAACGUGUUAACAUGAUAAUGGGGGCCAUCGAAGCUUGCAGUUAUUCUGUUCGAGCCAUCAAAGAAUACAGCAAACAAGCCGCUAGCAUACCAAAAACCCCGCAGGAUCCUCCGAAGGGAGCGCCCUUGGUCUUUACCGAGGCUGACACAAUCGGAAUUCACAAGCCGCAUAAUGACGCUCUCGUUGUCGAUCUACUCCUCGACGACGUCGAAGUUAGCCGCAUUCUGAUCGAUACUGGCAGUUCGGUCAACGUUAUCUUCAAGGAAGCACUUGACCAGCUCGAGUUGGCGUCAGAUAGGAUUGAUCCGUUCAUCGAGCCACUUACCGAAUUUGAUGGAGAACGUUGUAUGACGAUCGGCACUGUCAAAAUCCCAAUCUACGUCGGCGGAAUCGCAAAGAUGAUCCAGUUCCUUAUCCUCGACAAACCGGCGAUCUACAACGCUAUUCUCGGUACGCCAUGGCUGCACGCAAUGAAAGCGGUCGCUUCGACGUACCAUCAAUGCUUGAAGUUCCCGACCCCUGACGGUGUGUACACACUCCGAGGAGACCAAGCCGUUGCUCGAUCGUGCUACAUAAAUGAGUGCAGACUCCACUCGGCCAACCAAGCUUGCGUUAUUAGUUCGUUCGGACCAACUGAAAAGCUCAUCGUCCAAAAGACAAAGCCUUAG
This is a messenger RNA of Eutrema salsugineum, 2193 nucleotides long. RefSeq lists its product as uncharacterized. NCBI's taxonomy places the organism in Eukaryota, Viridiplantae, Streptophyta, Magnoliopsida, Brassicales, Brassicaceae. Bases 1 to 2193 code for a protein of 730 amino acids. The record is from RefSeq and is a predicted model, not a curated record. The transcript has a single exon.